AUGACAGUCAAAGGUACUCCGUCGGUGGAUUCGAGCUCCCUCACCAGCCCGGCGGAAGGAGGCUCAUCCUUCUCGACAGCGUUGAGGUACCGCUACCUCACACAAGGACAAGAGAAAGAGUGCGACGAAUGCCAUGUCGAUCCCCACGCCAAGGGCGCCAUGAUGAGCAUCUUUGAGCAUUACAUGAGCAAGCAUUGCAGUGAUGUUCCGCACAUAGAGUUUUGCCGAGCCGUCUGGAACGCGCUGAAAGCGUUGUGCGAGCUCACGCAUCAGUCCCUGGAUGCAAUGCCAAAGCGCUGCCCGGUGGUGCCGCCUCGAACGCUCAAGGUUGCAAACCUGGAUUUCGUCGACAAAAUCGAAGCUCUCCAUCAGAGUCUACAACACUUUCCGGCCGAAACCGCCAGAGCUGCCCCCUCGACGACGAAAACUACCCACACAAGGUCGCCCUCUGACGACACCGCUUGGAAAAGGUUCAGGGUUCUUAGCGAUGCUCUGCGCAAAUUUUCGAAACCGGGCACAGACAAAGACAAGCUCGGAACCAGUCCGUCUACUGACGCUGUCCGCGAAGAGCUGAGGAUUCUGGACGGCGUCCUGCGCGAUUUGCUCACGACUUCGGCGGCCAAGGAACAUCAAGUCCUGUCAACGCUCCAAGAAUUUGCGGAGCUCGUACGAACAUCGAAAGAGGAUGAACGCUUUCGACUCACCUGUACGCAGAGCAGAGAGCUGGUGUUCUCCCGUCCUCCUAAAAUAGCCACAAUAACAGAAUGUAUGGCAGGGUCAACAAGCACUGCCGGAGAAACCCUAAUCGACGGGACGUUUUCCACAAUACGUCACGGCAAGAUAUUAUAUGACACCAAGCCCCGAUCGGCGACUUUGAUUGCAUUGGACCUUUCCCUCAUCGGCCCGAAAGGGACUUCUGUCGACCACGCAGACAUCGAAAUCACUUACAAGGACGAGGCCCGCGGUUCGCAGAGCGAGUUGCAGGCGAGCCAAGUUGUUGAACCGCGUGACCUGUGCGGGCUGGGAAACGGCUGUCUUGUCAUAGACGGCCGCGUAUUUGCCCCCGAAAUGGGUGCCGACGGACAGACACUGAUGAAAAUCUGCUCAGUUGAAGACGGUAAGCAGUUAAUCCAAGACGGAAACGUUUGCUGGAAGGUUCGAGGUAGUACAGUGCAACAUGGUAGGGGCAGUCUUGGAAGGACACACAGAUGGGUUCUGGACAAUGGCGGCGGCGACGACCGGGGAGAUUCCACGAUACCUGACGCAAUCCGGCUCGUCGCCAUCGUUGAACAUGACUUGAAACCCUUCAACAUGGAAGUGCAGAUGAAAAUCCAUGUUCGCGGAUUGUGGAGAAACUCCUUUCGAUAUCGGGCAGAGCUGGCAUCAACUCAGGCUGAGCGGUUCGUUAUCAAGCCGGGCGUGAGUGACGAUAUCUUGACUGAGGAAAUGGCCAAGGACCUGGCUCUGGAGCAGUACAAGCCAUCAGCGGUUUAA
This is a messenger RNA of Cladophialophora psammophila CBS 110553, 1494 nucleotides long. RefSeq lists its product as uncharacterized. The record is from RefSeq and is a predicted model, not a curated record. Lineage: Eukaryota; Fungi; Ascomycota; Eurotiomycetes; Chaetothyriales; Herpotrichiellaceae. Bases 1 to 1494 code for a protein of 497 amino acids. The transcript has a single exon.